Messenger RNA from Colletotrichum scovillei, 3444 nucleotides. Its product is annotated as putative glycosyl hydrolase family 18. Bases 1 to 3444 code for a protein of 1147 amino acids. The transcript has 7 exons. Gene Ontology annotation, molecular function: hydrolase activity, hydrolyzing O-glycosyl compounds; chitin binding. The record is from RefSeq and is a predicted model, not a curated record. Gene Ontology annotation, biological process: carbohydrate metabolic process. NCBI's taxonomy places the organism in Eukaryota, Fungi, Ascomycota, Sordariomycetes, Glomerellales, Glomerellaceae.
AUGUUUCCACUCACUCUACUUUACGCCUUCAUGGCAGCCAUUCCUUUCCUCAUUUCAGCCGUUCCUUUAGACUCUAACAACCACGUUGCGCCUAUCACUCCUUAUUCAAUUCCUUCUCUUGACCACCUUCUUACUGGACGAGCCCUUCCGACUGGCACAUGCAAUGCAGACACUCCAUGUGAGAAUGCCGCGUGCUGUGGUUCCAAUGGGCUUUGCGGCUACUCUCCAACAGAGUGUGGCAAGGGCAAUUGCACAUCAAAUUGUGAUGCCAAAGCUCAAUGUGGACAGUACGGCAAAGAAGGCUCUCAGGAAUGCCCCUUGAGUGUCUGCUGUUCUGAGUUCGGAUUCUGUGGUUCUACAAGUGAUUUCUGUGGUAAAGGCUGCCAAAAAGAUUUCGGCGGCUGUGGAAAUGUCACAAGACCAUCUUGUUCAGGCAAUUCUGUCUCCAAACGCACAAUUGGUUACUAUGAGGGAUGGUCCAACACUCGCAGUUGCCAAGCAGUUUCACCGGAGGACCUCAACCUCAACGGAUUCUCUCACAUCAACUUUGCAUUUGCAUUCUUUGACCCACGGACUUUCCAGAUUGCUCCCAUGGACACCGAGACUGGCAAGCUUUACAGCCGAUUCACAGCACUGAAGAAGAACAACGCCGGGUUAGAGGCCUGGAUCUCUGUUGGUGGCUGGUCAUUCACCGACCCCGGAGCUACCAGGACAGCCUUCAGCGACAUGACGAGCACAUCUGGUAACAGGCAGAGGUUCAUCUCUGGCCUGAUUGACUUCAUGGAGCACUAUGGUUUCGACGGUGUUGAUCUUGACUGGGAGUACCCUCAAGCCGACGAUAGAGGCGGCGUCACAGCAGACAAGAAGAACUACGCUCUUCUUACGAAAGAGCUCAGGGCUGCUUUUGGCUCACGCUACGGGAUUUCAAUGACGCUGCCGACGUCAUACUGGUAUCUUCAGCACUUUGAUCUUGCAUCUAUUGCAGCAGAUGUCGAUUGGUUCAACUUCAUGGCUUAUGACUUGCACGGAACUUGGGACGCUGCGUCUAAGUUCGUUGGGCCUUACCUUGCGCCUCAUACUAAUGUUACUGAGAUUGACAUGGGUCUCGACCUCCUAUGGAGAGCUGGCGUAAAGCCUGCCAAGGUCAUUCUGGGCCUCGGAUGGUACGGACGCAGCUUCACGCUUUCUGACCCAUCUUGCAACAAGCCCAAUGGCGUGUGCCAAUUCUCUGGUGGUGCCUUGGCAGGACAGUGUUCCAACGCAUCGGGCAUCUUGACCCUGCAAGAGAUCAACGGAGUCAUUGACUACAACGGCGUAAAACCCGUGUGGGACAAGGACGCCAUGGUGAAAUGGAUUACCUGGGAUGACAAUCAGUGGGUCUCGUACGACGACGACGACACUUUUGAACAGAAGCGCAAGUUUGCCAACUCCCGCUGCUUGGGAGGCACAAUGGUCUGGGCCAUGGAUCAAAGAGACCAGGGAGAAGACAAUGGAUUGGCUCCCGCUUCUGGUGUCACCACUGGUCAGCAAGAAGACGCCCAGGAAAUGGCUCAAGGACUUGCCGCCGGAGUUUCAUGUUACACGACAGAUUGCGGAGCGAGCUGCAAGAAGGGCACUAACCCGGUCACCCAGAUGAAUGGGCAGCCCGGCAUGCUCUCAACCAGUGAUCGCUGCGACAAGAACAAGUAUCGCACGCUCUGCUGCGAUGAUGGCACUACCAUGGGCACUUGCAAGUGGCGCGGCUACCGCGGUCUAGGUCUGUCAUGCAUGGGUGGCUGUGAUGAUGAAGAGACCGAGGUCCUCCAGGAUACGAACAACCACAGCAAGAAUGGCGACCAGACGUGCACUGGUGGUAUUCAGAGUUACUGCUGCAAGGGCUUCGAAUCAGCUCCGACGAAAGAAGAGCUAGAGGAGGAAGCCAAAGAAAAGGCCGAGGAGUUGGCCGAAGAGGCGGCUGAGCAAGCAGCUCUCGACAUUGCGGCCAAGGCUUUCUGUCGACUCGCUAUUCCUGCUCUCUUAGCACCCUUGGAGUUGAUUGAGGCUGCGAUCCCGAUUAUUGGCGAAAUUCUGGAUAUCGCCGAGAUCGCCGCGACACCAGCCCUGAUUCAACUUUGUACCGACGGCAUUGAGAAAGAAGGCAAAGCGGUAUUCAAGGUUUUCGGCAAGGAACACUCCGUUUCGUUCAACAAGCCAUCCAAGACAGUGUCACGGCCGCCUAAGUCUACUCAUGUAUGUUUCUUUCACCAUCUUUCGUCAAGUUUCCACAUGCAGCCAAAUGCUAAUAUUCCGCAGUCACCGGCAAAGACCUCUUCGUGUCCUUCAAACGCUAAGCGUGCGGAUGAUGGGAGACCCUGCAAGAGACAAAAGCGCUAUAUGACAUCCCAUCGAACCAGUGAAAUCGUAGUCUCAACCAGCAAGCUUGCAGGCAACGGCUACAAGAUUCCUUGCAAUGGCAAUGGGGGCGUCUAUCCGGAGGCUUGCAAGAAUUACAAGUCCAUUGUGGACAACUACCCUCAGUACAAGACCAUUACCUGCCCUUACCGCAAGAUCGACGACAAGAAACGCCCCAUCACGGGAGUCUUCAACCAACAGCGAUCGACAGCCCUCUGGGAUCCCGUCAUCGCUGCGCCUAACGGAUGCUCCCCAGACGAAUACCCGCCAGCUGUCAUGGCACCUGUGAACGAUGGGUACAGCUUGCUCACCUCCAUGAUCAAGGAUAGUGAUACAGAGGUACGGAGAUUGCUCAGUGCAAAGCCACCCUCGGUAGAUGGACAGAUGGUUCGCUAUCUCGACCUGGUCGACAACCGAGAAGCCGGAAAGAUCUUCGACAAGUGCCGUCAGCCGCCUGUGGCCAGUGAUAUGCAUUCGACCACCACCGUCAUCAACCCAGAUGCCCGAGUGCCCAUCGAGUGGCAUUUGACAAAGGUGGCACUUUCACGUCUCGUUUGGGAGCUCGACUUUGAUGGUCUCCCUGAUGACUCUGACGAUUAUGGUGUCGCGGACAAUAUCUGUGUGCCGACGAUCAACGGAGUGAAGCACCCCGGCUACGCUCUCCUCAACGAGGAUGAAUAUUUUGAUACGCACGCCGCAGAGGCAGCUCUGAGAGCUACCUGGCCGAAUGGUCCGGCACAGAAGCGUUGGGUUGAGCCAGCAGGCUUAGUGGUGGAGGGCGUUAACUCUACCAGGGUGGCGACUCCAGAGGAGCUGCGCGAUCACCUUGGCUUCGAUGAGUGCACAGAUAGUAGUUGCUCACGAGAGAUUGAGAAGCUGAAGGAUGUCGCUAGAACGUUCAGGGACAAGGCCGAGAGGGCGGCCAACUCGCCCGCGGAAGCGCCGGCACCUGAGGCAACGCCUGUCCAUGAACACAGCGUCGUCCAAGCCGUUCCUCCGAGCCAACCUGGACGGUCGUUUGACUCUGAUAUUCCUAUGUAUACUGGUAUCUGA